AACUGUUUGUGUCCGUCUCCAAAGAGGACCGGACUCAUUUCUGAGUGCACCGCUGAGGUACUCCGCACUCUCACUCUCUAACAACUAACAAAAAUAGACCUUGUUGAACAGGGAGAUGGCGCUGCGUGCUUGUGGCUUCAUAGUGUUUCGGCGUCUAGCCAGUUGCAUCCCUCCACCAGACAACAUCGAAUACCUCCUCUUGCAGACCUCUUAUGGGGAACACCACUGGACCCCACCCAAAGGUCAUGUGGACCCAGGUGAGGAUGACCUCACCACAGCUCUGAGGGAGACCAAGGAGGAGGCGGGGCUGGGGGCGGAGCACCUGCGUGUGAUUGAUGGCUUUUUGCAGGAGCUGCACUACGAGGUGCGAGGCAGACCCAAAGAGGUGUUGUACUGGCUGGCCGAGCUGAGGGACCCAGAGAUGCCGGUGAUUUUGUCUGACGAGCACCAGGACUACCGCUGGGCCCGGCUGGAGGAAGCCUGCAGGCUGGCUCAGUACAAAGACCUGCAAGACACACUGAGAGCAGUACACAAUUACUUGGAGGCUCAGCAGAACAAACAGUGAUGGACCAGAACGUUAGACUGUGCAAACAGGAGGAUUAAAGAAGGGAACUGUCAACUAGCACAUGGGACCCUCAGACCUUAGUUUGGUAGAGCACCCAGUGUGACAGUGUGUCUGCAGUUUAUGUGAUUGAUGAUUCUGUCUCUGUUUUAAAUACUUUACUGUGUAUAAUGUAAGGCUGAGUCGAUUCCCUUCUUUGAAAACAAAGGUGAGUAGGGAGGAAAUGAAUCAAUGUUUGAAUACUGUAUCACAGAUUUGAUCUGAGUCACUGCACAAAAAUCUGAUUGCCUGUGUCAAAUGUAAUGAAAUUAAAUACAUUAAUGUUUUAAAUGUAAAUAAACUAAAACUCUAAACUUA
Dicentrarchus labrax (European seabass) is the source of this 919-nucleotide messenger RNA. It is a transcript of the gene nudt2, whose product is annotated as nudix (nucleoside diphosphate linked moiety X)-type motif 2. NCBI's taxonomy places the organism in Eukaryota, Metazoa, Chordata, Actinopteri, Moronidae. Gene Ontology annotation, biological process: ATP biosynthetic process; AMP biosynthetic process. The coding region runs from base 116 to 565 and encodes 149 amino acids. The transcript has 3 exons. Gene Ontology annotation, molecular function: bis(5'-nucleosyl)-tetraphosphatase (asymmetrical) activity. The record is from RefSeq and is a predicted model, not a curated record.